Messenger RNA from Klebsormidium nitens, 1320 nucleotides. NCBI's taxonomy places the organism in Eukaryota, Viridiplantae, Streptophyta, Klebsormidiophyceae, Klebsormidiales, Klebsormidiaceae. The record is from the annotation of a GenBank genome assembly.
AUGUUGCCUCUCGAGCUGUGGCGUCCGACUCAGAUCGGGGUGGAGACGAGAAUGAAGGCCUUUCCGAAGUUCGGAUCAUUCUUGGAGAAGCUGCUGAUUACCAAGGAGAGGAGAAUGGCCUGUCACGCGGUGUCAAUCCUAGAAGAGGCGACAACGGCCCCGACUCUCGCCGCCGCUCUAGCCGGAGUAACGAGAGCGGUCGCAACUACCGCCCGUCAAAGAGCCCCCCCGGCGCCCCCCUUAGAGAUCCUGAAAAGCAGAACGGUGGGGGGUGGCCUGGAUUGGCUGCUGGAAAAUGACGCGGGCUGCUCGGCUAUGAUUUUCGGUCGGGAAGAUAGCGGCUUGACCAACGACGAGCUGAGCUUUGCGCAGCGCACGCUCAUGAUACCCAGCAGCCCGGCCUACUCUUCCCUGAACCUCUCUCAUGCUGUGGCCGUCGUCUGCUACGAGCUCUCCCAACAAGCCCGCUCGCAUCGGGCUCCCGAGCGAGUACCACGUGUCCCUGAUGACGUCAGCACGUCGAGCGUUCUCGACGAUGACGUCAGUGAAAGUAGAGCCAGAUCCGCAACCGGACCGCAGCACUUACACGAAGAAAGCGGAAUGUUUACACCAGAUUUUAAGAACGGCCCGGGUUUAGAACCAGAACCAUCGUUAGGGGUCCAAGAUUUAGCAGAUAAAAGCACUUCCACGUUGGCAGGAGAAAGUGGUUUUGCAGAUCCUCCGGAAGCUAGCACAAUAGAAGAACGCGAAAAACUGUAUCGACAAGAAUCGCAGUCAGGUCAAUCGGAGGAGAACGCCUGGGAAGAGAGGGGGGAUUCAGAAGCAGACUUCUUGCAAUCAAGGCAACUAGAACGGGAAGGCCUUGUGGAGUCGCCGGACGGCCUGGGCCGGCCCGGCUGGCGGAAGACCCGGCGGCUGGACAGGGCCCUCAGACGAACGGACGUCGCAGACGGUGCGGACGUCGAAGGCGCACUCAAACAGGCGGAGGAUCUGCUGACCAAGAUGGGCUUCUUGAAGGGCGACACGCGGAACGCGAAAGUGCCGAAGCUCCGCCAGCUGCUGGUGCGGGCGUCCCCAACGAACUCCGAGGUGGCACUUCUUCGAGCCAUAAUCAGGAGGAUGGACUGGCACGUUACGAAAGCUCAGGAGAACGAUCAUCAAUAACGUUUAAGAGCCUUGCACGACAAGAAGUCUGCCGACGGUGAUCAGCAAUUCGUAGGAGAGAAGCGUUGAAGAUGAAAAAUAACCUGUGUCCAACAUGGAGCAUUUGACAGGCUCAGGCUCAACGCGAAAUAGUCUUCGAUGGAAGCUUAUGACGGC